AGGCCUGCCAGUCCCCACCGAGGCUAACAUGGCAAGACUCAUGAUGUUCACUGUCAGCCGCACAGCGACUUCAGGGUGGUACUAGUUACAUGAAAUAUGUAUCUUACAUUUCUCCUUAGUCUGCUAUCUGUGCCUGGUGCAUUGUUAUCUUUUCUCUUCUUUUCCCCUUGCGAUGAUCCAUCUGGCUCUGUUUGCUUUCGUCCUGGGAGUAUGUUCACAUCCGCUCGAAGACCACGGAAGCUCUUCACCCGGCGGUAUUCCUGUCAAGCUCUCUGUAAAGCGAAUAGUGGCGAGGGCUGACAAUCUCACAUCAAAUGUGGUUGACGCAGGCUCAGCAAAAUGGGAAGCACAACGCGUGCUCAAUAAAUAUGCUUUGGCGUCUCAGUUCUUGCAAGGCAUUGGUCUGAACCCGAACGCUCACCCCGAGACAGGUUAUCCAAUAUUCAACGAUACUGCAGCCUGGCUCAAUUAUACCUCGUCUCACGGCCCUACGCGCAAUGUUACACGUCUUUUAUCUACAGAUGCUGUUGACGACUCGACCCUCACGCCAGGGAUACCGGGGCUCACCACCAUGCCUAUGACUGACUAUAAUGCUGCAGGUUACGACAUGCUUUACUAUGGUCCUCUCCAGUUCGGCACUCCUGGACAAGCGCUGACAGUGGAUGUAGACACUGGGUCUGCUGACCUUUGGGUACCUUCGAACUGUGGAACUUGUACUCUGCCGCAAUACAAGACCAAGUCUAGUUCAACAUACAAAUCUACCGGCCAUAAGUUUACAGCAAACUACGGAAUCGGACAAGCUGGCGGGAAGAUUGUCCACGACGUUGUAUCCAUGAAGACUCUCCGCGUCCAGAACCAAGCGUUUGGCGCAGUCAACUACGAAUCUGACAACUUCUACGAAUAUCCUAAUAGCGGGCUGAUGGGACUAGCGUUUGGGGUCAUUUCGACAAUUGGACAACCUACAUUCUUUGAGAAUAUCCUGAAAUCGCAGCAACUCGAAUUCGCGUUGUUUGGUAUUCACUUGACCAGGAAUCAAGUUGACGGCUCUGAGGUUUGCUUUGGUUGUAUCGAUUUUACGAAGACUGCAGAUCGCGUUGCGUGGUUCCCGUUAAAGUCAAAAACGUAUUGGACAAUAGCGAUGGAUGGCAUCGCUUCCGAUGCCGACCACUUUCAUUCGGCGGAGCUCAUCGCUGCUAUCGACACAGGGACCAGUAUGGUGUACCUUCCUGACGAUGUCACUACGAAUUUCUAUGCAAUGAUUCCUGACUCAAGAAGCGCAGAAAUGGAAUAUGGAGCAGGUUAUUAUGUGUUCCCAUGUUCGGCGAAACUUUCUAUCUCUCUGUCGUUUUCUGGUCAAAAGUUCGAAAUCCGGACAGACGAUUUCAAUAUGGGUCCCAUCUUAAAUAAUGGAGAAGAAUGCCUUGGAGGGAUUGUAUCUCUCGGCGACGGCUUUCCCUCGAACCUGGCCAUCAUUGGUGACAUCUUCUUGAAAUCAUGGUACUCGGUCUAUGACUAUACUGGUGCUCGGGUCGGCCUUGCACCUAGUGUAAAUAACACAUAGACCUUCUAGAAAGCACCACGUACCAUAUUGGCAUUUUGAUGGUUGCACAUC
Messenger RNA from Somion occarium, 1612 nucleotides. NCBI's taxonomy places the organism in Eukaryota, Fungi, Basidiomycota, Agaricomycetes, Polyporales, Cerrenaceae. The record is from the annotation of a GenBank genome assembly.